Mus pahari (shrew mouse) is the source of this 4813-nucleotide messenger RNA. It is a transcript of the gene Raver1, whose product is annotated as ribonucleoprotein, PTB binding 1. The transcript is spliced from 16 exons. The record is from RefSeq and is a predicted model, not a curated record. NCBI's taxonomy places the organism in Eukaryota, Metazoa, Chordata, Mammalia, Rodentia, Muridae. The coding region runs from base 35 to 2293 and encodes 752 amino acids. Gene Ontology annotation, molecular function: RNA binding.
CUCGCUGGUCCCAGAAGGCGCCGGGUUUCCCAAGAUGGCGGCCGACGUGUCCGUUACUCACCGGCCGCCGCUGAGCCCGGAGGCGGAGGCCGAAGCGGAAACUCCCGAGACCGUCGAUCGCCGGGCGCCCGAACAAGAGUUGCCGCCGCUCGAUCCGGAAGAGAUCCGGAAACGCUUGGAACACACCGAGCGCCAGUUCCGUAACCGCCGCAAGAUACUGAUCCGAGGCCUCCCGGGGGACGUGACCAACCAGGAAGUACAUGACCUCCUGAGCGACUACGAACUCAAGUACUGUUUCGUGGACAAAUACAAAGGGACAGCCUUUGUGACUCUGCUGAAUGGGGAGCAGGCUGAAGCUGCCAUCAACACCUUCCACCAGAGCCGCCUUCGCGAGCGUGAGCUGUCAGUUCAGUUGCAGCCUACCGAUGCUCUGCUGUGCGUGGCCAACCUGCCGCCUAGUCUGACACAGGCGCAAUUUGAAGAGCUGGUGCGGCCCUUUGGCAGCCUGGAGCGCUGCUUCCUAGUGUACAGUGAGCGCACUGGCCACUCUAAAGGAUAUGGCUUUGCAGAGUACAUGAAGAAAGACUCGGCAGCCAGGGCCAAGUCUGACUUGCUGGGCAAGCCACUGGGCCCACGCACACUGUACGUGCACUGGACAGAUGCUGGGCAGCUGACCCCUGCAUUGUUGCACUCUCGGUGCCUCUGUGUGGACCACCUGCCUCCUGGCUUCAGCGAUGUGGAUGCCCUGCGCCAGGCUCUGUCAGCGGUCUAUACCCCCACCUUCUGUCAGCUGGCAUGUGGCCAGGAUGGGCAGCUAAAGGGCUUCGCGGUGCUGGAGUACGAGACAGCAGAGAUGGCAGAGGCAGCACAAGAACGGGCAGAUGGCCUGGCCCUGGGUGGCAGCCACCUACGAGUGUCUUUCUGUGCCCCAGGUCCCCCUGGCCGCAGCAUGCUGGCAGCACUCAUUGCUGCCCAAGCCACGGCUCUCAAUCGAGGCAAGGGACUCCUGCCUGAGCCAAAUCUUCUGCAGCUAUUGAACAACCUGGGCCCAUCUGCAUCCCUCCAGCUGCUCCUCAACCCUCUGCUUCAUGGGGGUGCCAGUGGCAAGCAGGGCCUCCUGGGCGCACCCCCUGCCAUGCCGCUGCUCAGUGGGCCUGCCCUGUCCACUGCACUGCUGCAGCUAGCCCUGCAGAGCCAGAGCCAGAGUCAGAGCCAGAGCCAGAACCAGAACCAGAAGAAGCCUGGGAUCCUGGGCGACUCACCUCUGGGUACCCUCCAGACCGGGGCCCAACCUUCCAACCCUCUCCUUGGGGAGCUGUCUGCAGGUGGGGGCCUAGCCCCGGAACUGCCGCCCCGUCGAGGGAAGCCACAACCCUUACUACCACCAUUGCUGGGCCCCUCUGGGGGUGAUCGGGAGCCCAUGGGUCUGGGUCCCCCAGCAUCCCAGCUCACUCCACCCCAAGGCCCUGUGGGGCUCCGAGGCUCCAACCAUAGAGGCCUCCCGAAGGACAGUGGGCCCCUGCCAACGCCCCCUGGGGUCUCACUGCUGGGGGAGCCCCCAAAGGACUACCGCAUCCCCCUCAACCCCUACCUGAAUCUACACAGCCUGCUUCCAUCCAGUAACCCAGCAGGCAAGGAGACCCGGGGCUGGGGAGGCUCUGGGAGAGGCCGCCGCCCUGCUGAGCCCCCCUUGCCUAGCCCUGCAGUUCCUGGUGGAGGCAGUGGUAGCAACAAUGGCAGCAAAGCCUUCCAAAUGAAGUCCCGCCUACUCAGCCCCAUCGCCAGCAACCGCCUGCCCCCUGAGCCAGGGCUGUCUGACAGUUACGGCUUUGAUUACCCCACAGAUGUGGGACCUAGACGACUCUUCUCCCACCCUCGGGAACCAACUUUAGGGGCUCAUGGCCCCAGCCGACACAAGAUGUCCCCCCCACCUAGCAGCUUCAAUGAGCCCCGAAGUGGUGGAGGCAGUGGGGGACCCCUCUCUCAUUUUUACUCUGGCUCACCCACCUCCUACUUUACCAGUGGCCUACAGGCUGGCCUCAAGCAGAGCCACCUGAACAAGGCUGUUGGUUCCUCCCCAAUGGGCUCCAGCGAAGGGCUCCUGGGCCUUGGCCCUGGGCCCAAUGGUCACAGUCACCUGCUGAAGACCCCACUGGGUGGCCAGAAACGCAGUUUUUCCCACCUGCUGCCCUCACCUGAGCCCAGCCCAGAGGGCAGCUACGUGGGCCAGCACUCCCAGGGCCUCGGCGGCCACUACGCAGACUCCUACCUGAAGCGGAAGAGGAUUUUCUAAGGGGUCGACACCAGAGAUGCUCCAAGGGCCUGCACCAAGUUGCUUUUGGGUUUUUUCUGGUAUUUGUGUUUUCUGGGAUUUUAUUUUCAUUAUUAUUUUUUUUUAACGUCCUUUCUUUGAGUAAUAGAGAAAUCUCUGCAAAGGACUUUGCUGACGACCAGCCGGGGCUCGAGGGACGGGGGUUCGGGCCACCAUCACCUGUGGGCUUGCUCCUGGAGCCAAGCCCUGCAGCCUUAAGAGAGAGGGGCCUGGCCUGCUCUCCCGCCUCGUCACUCCUGUGCUCUGGCCCCUGAGUGCCUUUGGAGGUGGCUCUGACCUCUGAUGAUCAGAGACAGUCCCCGUUUUUUAAACUUCGACAAUUGACUUUGAUUUCCUUUUCUAAUUUUUAUUAUUUUUUAAAACAACCAGGAUGAUGACCACAUCUACUCCCCCAUCCCUCCAGAAAAGCCCCAACUUGAUUCCUUCAGGGUCUGGCCUGCCCAGGCCUCUAUUCCACAUGUGCAGGUCCCAACAGCUUAACCCUGUUCUUUUCCCAGUCAUCUGCUGCAGGUAUAGCUGUCUCAUGCCCCUGCCUGCCUACUCUGGCCAGUACCCUAAGCCCCAAGCUCUCCAGCUUCUGCCCCGUAUCCUUGCCUUCUGAUGCCUUAAAGUUGGGCCACAGGUCCUGCUGGGUCAGAGCCUCUCAGAUGCGGAGCUCCAAAAGCUCGGCUCAGGACCAAAGAGCUCUGGCCUAGGGCUCACCCUUUCUUCAGGUGUCUCCCUGUGGACAGAAGGCCAAAGCCUUGACCUUGGCAAGCCACCCCAAAGCCUGGAUGCCCAAAGCCUGAUGCAGAGACCAGUACUUUCUGCUGGCUUCAACAGUCUCCCCUGCUGUCUGUGAAAGGUGACCAUUGUACCCAGGCCACUAGGCCUCCACCAUGUUCCUUCAAACCCAGGUCAUUACCGUCCCCAGGCUGGAUCACUGGAGCAGGCCUCCUCUCUGCCCAUCUGAGGGGACCUAGGGGCUCUGCCCUUGGCCAGCUGAGCCACCACCAGCCUCCCUCCCCAAACAUGAUAACCCAAACCCACUCCAGUGGGCGUAUCUCCCCUCUCACCCCACCCCACCCCCUGCACAGACCUUUGCUGAAUUAAAGUUUGUAAGUAAACGGUUUUAAAAAAAAUCAGCUGGCUGGUUCUUGAUAUAAACCAUGGGCCAGCAAACUAGCUCAUAAUUCUGGUAACAGCACUUAGCACUAAUCCCGACAGCCUUGAGUUUUAUCCCUCUACCCCAAAUGAUGGAAGGAGAGAACUGACUUCCACAGAUUGAUCACCGACCUACACACGUCACAGAUGAGCUCAUACAGUCCCUAAAAUUUAAAUUGGGCUUGGAGGCCAGCCUGGUCUGUAUGAAUUGCUUAGUCUAUAGAAACCCUGUCUCAAACAAAAUUUAAAUCUUGGGCAUGGUUGCACAUAACCCUUAAUUCCAGCAAAGGCAUUCAGAGAUCAAGGCCAGACUAAGAGAUCCUGUCUAAAGAUUAGAGGACUCAGAGGUUGGUCCCAAUUGCGGCUCUUGCAGAGAACGGACUUUAGUUUCCAGCCCCACACUACCCAUUAACUCUUCUGGGCUCCAUAGGCACCCACUUGGUGCUCAUACGUACAUAUAAGCAAGACAUACAGUAAGGCCUAAGGGAAGAAACACAACCACGGGGCGAGGCCGGAAGUCCAGCUGGAUCGUAGUUCAUCACCUCUGACCUCACGGCGCCCAAACGCUGCGUUUACGGUCACUGCGGACGCGCGGAGCUUACUCGGUCUUCCGGUCACGUGGCCUGUCAUGGCCGCCUCCAUGGCCCGCGGCGUGAGCGCCCGGGUCCUGUUACGGGCGGCCGGGGGAUCUUGGGGACCCAGGGCCGGGCACGCGGCGGUAACAUCUAGGACGUUCGGGACUACAGGCGAGCGGCGUGCCGGCGAGGAGGAGGCGGACAGCCCGGAGCUGCCCCGGGACGUGUGAGUGCCCGUCGUGCCACGCCCUGCCCCUCCCUGCCACUCGGCCUCAGGCCGGCCUCCGGCUCAGCACCUGCACCCUGUUUGUCCCCAGGGUCAACGUGGUGUUCGUAGACCGCUCUGGCAAGCGGAUCCCGGUGAGGGGCAGAGUCGGGGACAAUGUUCUACACCUGGCCCAGCGCCACGGGGUGGACCUGGAAGGGGCCUGCGAAGCAUCCCUGGCCUGUUCCACCUGUCAUGUGUAUGUGAGUGAGGCCCACCUGGAUCUCCUGCCUCCUCCUGAGGAGAGGGAGGACGACAUGUUGGACAUGGCUCCACUGCUCCAGGAGAACUCAAGACUGGGCUGCCAGAUUGUGCUGACCCCUGAGCUGGAGGGAGUUGAGUUUGCUCUUCCCAAGAUCACCAGGAACUUCUAUGUGGACGGCCACGUACCCAAACCCCACUGACAAGAGGCCACUGGACCGACCAGGCCAUGGAACUGAAAAGAAAAGCCACGCUUCCUUCUCCAGAGCACGGACUGUCCAGGAAAGAGAAGUUGGA